Molecule: messenger RNA, 1761 nt
Organism: Calliphora vicina (urban bluebottle blowfly)
Lineage: Eukaryota; Metazoa; Arthropoda; Insecta; Diptera; Calliphoridae
Exons: 3
Coding region: 1-1761 (586 amino acids)
Source: RefSeq, a predicted model, not a curated record
AUGAACAUUUCGUUAUUUGAAGACGCAUAUUUACGGCGUAUUGAGACUAUAAUGCAGCCAGAUGAAAUAAAUUUGACGGUAGUAAACGCUUUAAGAUUUGUCAUGCAAAAUGUAUUUGCCAACAUCACAAAUGCCCUCGUUAUUACAAUAUCAUCCGACAAAGGACCCAUACAAUUUUGGCUACACGAUAUAAUGGCUAAAUUAUUUGUAACUUCCGGUUUUAUGGCGAUUCAACUAGUAGUUCUGGAUAACAAGACAAAUCGCAUUGAUUUACCGGGAAAACGUUAUUGUAAUGUGAUCAUGAUUGAUUCAUUUAAAAAUCUGGAGAAGACAUCUAUAGCGAAAUACAAUCGAAAUUUUGAUAGUCUGGAGUAUUAUUUUAUUUUCCUGCAAACCUUGGAUGAAUUCAUACCCAUGGAAAUGGAAAAUAUUUUUAAAUAUUGUUUUAAUAACUUUUGGUUACAUUGCAAUGUCAUGGUGCAGUAUAACAAUGGCGAAGUCUUAAUUUACACUUACUUUCCCUUUAAGGACCAACAAUGUUUUCAAACCCAGCCGGAAAUUAUUAAUAAAUUCAAUGGUGAACGUUUUUUAAAUGCUGUAAUGUUUCCCGAUAAAUUGAAGAAUUUACACAUGUGUUCUCUGAAAUUAACCACCUGGAUAGUACCACCAUUUGUUAUGAAUAGAACAAAUGGCUUUAUACCGAAUCGUAAGAUUUCGGGUUUUGAAAUAUUUAUAAUGAUUGCCAUAAGUCGUGAAAUGAAUUUUACACUUGAUAUUAAUGUGAUAUCAAUCGAUACAUAUCAACAAAAUCGUACGCCAGAGUCGGUGCCGAUGAAAAUGUUAAAAAAUCUUGAAACCAACAUGACCGUGGGCUACUUUCGACGUACAGCCAAGCGGGAUAAAAUUGCUACAUCCAGUUAUGUCACUUAUUACUUGCCGUUGGUGGCUGUAAUUCUACGCAAACAAAGUAAAUACGAAUCGUUGAGCAUUUUUACAUUUCCAUUCGAUAGCAUAACCUGGACCUUGACCUUGAUAUUUUAUGGUUUAAUCAUUAUACUGAACAAUUUAAAUGUGGACAGGCGGAGAGUGAAUAAUUUUCAAAUUUAUGAAAUUCUUAUGGGAAUGUCGGUUAAAAGUGUCCCUAAAGUAUCAUCAAAAAGAAUACAUUUUAUGACAGCACUAUUAAGUUCAUUCUUUUUACGUUCCGUCUACCAGUCACUGCUAUUCUAUCUCUUUCGUACUCACUUCUAUAAAUCCCCACCCCGUUCGCUAGAAGAUCUAGUGGCCGAAGGUUACAAGGCAGUUUGCAACGAAAUGUCUUUAAAUUUUAUAGCUAACGUUCCACAAGUUCAAGACAAAUCAUUGCCCAUAAUUACCAUAUAUAGUGCCAAUGAAAUGUAUCCGUUGUAUUAUUUGGAACUUUUUCGUGAUCAGAAUUAUGCUGCUAUAUCGAAUUAUGAUUUCGCUCUUUAUUACGCUUAUCAAUUGUUAUCGGUGGGCGAUGUUUUGCAGGUUUUACCCAUUAAUGUUAAUGAUCAACAAAUCGGUUUCUAUUUGGCAAAACACUCGUAUUUGGUUGAUCGUUUCAACAGAUAUAUUUUGAGGUUUCAACAAGCCGGUCUCCUGCUGAAAUGGAAAGAAUGGUCGAAUUUCGAAUAUCAAAUCUCUAAGCAAAAGGAUGCAGCAACUUCCAAGGAAACCGUUUUAAUGAACAACAAACAUAGUGUUGUUCUUAAAGAUAAUGGUAAUCUCAAUAAAUAA